AUGCCUCGACCGUUGCCGGAGAGCAGCAGUGACGAUGAUGCCCCGGAACCACGCAAUCACUCUAACCCUACUACCAAAACCAGAUACAAUAUCGCCACUACCUAUCUCCGCGAGAGUCCGCGAGCGUUUUCCGAAUUGUCCUCGUACUACUCCGGCCUGACGGGUGCGACGGAUUUGUCGAGCAGUGAGCUCACUUCAUCUUCAGCAGAAACAUCAUCCGGAAGUGACGAUGACGAAGAAGAUUCAUCUGAAGAUGAUUAUGAGAGUGACGAGGCUACCGAGUCUUCGUCAACUUCGUCCUACUCCACGCACCCAUCUGACACGUCAUACGAUCUUUCAACACUCAUCGAAGAAACGGAUAGAGAAAAACUCGCCAACUUUGUACGCCUACGGCCAGUCGACAAAAAAUGGAUUAACGCAGCUUGGAAAUAUACUCAAAAUGAACCAACAUUUCGCAGAAGAGUGAAGGUGAAAGUUUACACAGAUUGGGUUUUAUGCGGCAAGAAAGAAGCCCAGCCACAAUUUGCGGGAUCAUGGGAAUAUCAGCCCUUUCACAAGUUCCCAUAA
This is a messenger RNA of Ostertagia ostertagi, 567 nucleotides long. Lineage: Eukaryota; Metazoa; Nematoda; Chromadorea; Rhabditida; Trichostrongylidae. The record is from the annotation of a GenBank genome assembly.